Molecule: messenger RNA, 4613 nt
Organism: Helobdella robusta
Lineage: Eukaryota; Metazoa; Annelida; Clitellata; Rhynchobdellida; Glossiphoniidae
Exons: 13
Coding region: 152-4108 (1318 amino acids)
Biological process (GO): protein ubiquitination; SCF complex assembly
Cellular component (GO): nucleus
Source: RefSeq, a predicted model, not a curated record
CGAUUUUUUAACAUUUACUUCCGAUCAAUUCGGUAAAUAUAUCAUUUAUGUUCGUAUUUAUGUCGUCGUAAUUUUAAAAAGCUAUUUCUAAAUUUAAAAAAAGAAUAAAUAUAAUAUUUUUUAUUCGGAAAGAAAAACUUAAGCAGGAAAAAUGGUGGCAAAUGUUACGACGCUGCACAUAGCCAGUCUCUUGGAUAAAAUGACAUCUUCUGAUAAAGAUUUUCGGUUCAUGGCCACGAACGACUUGAUGACCGAAUUGCAAAAAGAUUCAAUCAAACUAGACGACGAAAGCGAGCGUAAGGUUGUCAAAAUGCUCUUAAAACUUCUAGAAGAUAAAAAUGGAGAAGUGCAAAAUCUGGCAGUCAAAUGUUUGGGACCUCUGGUGAACAAAGUUAAAGAUGCCCAGGUAGAAACUAUUGUCGAUACAUUAUGUACGAAUAUGCUCUCAGAUAAGGAACAACUCAGGGAUAUAUCAAGCAUUGGCUUGAAGACAGUGAUUGGAGAGCUGUCCCCAGGUUGUUCAGGACUGGCCAUCAAUAUAUGCAAGAAGAUAACAGGCAGACUGACGAUUGCUGUAUCAAAACAAGAUGAUAUUUCCAUUCAGCUGGAGACCUUAGACAUUCUAAGUGAUCUCUUAAAUCGUUUUGGCAGUCUACUAACAUCUUUUCAUCCUGUCAUGCAACAAAUUUUAUUACCUCAUCUGACCAGUUCAAGACUGGCCAUCAGAAAAAGAACUAUAAUGGCUCUAUCCAACUUAUCAACAACCAGCUCAAAUCAUUUGUUUGGUGAGCUAAUCACAUAUUUGAUGCAUGAGCUGUCGAGGAAUGCAUCAAUUUCCACAACAAGAACGUACAUACAGUGCUUGGGUUCCAUCACGAGACAGUCAGGCCAUAGAGUUGGAGAACAUCUAGAUCGAGCAUUACCUCUAGUCACUCAUUUAUGUUCUCUGGAAAAGAAAAUGCAGUCGACCAGCUCUGAUGGUGAUGACGACGAAUUGAGGGAGUGUUGCAUCCAGACAUUGGAAUUUUUUGUUAGAAGGUGCCCUAAGAACGUUGGUCCCUACCUACAAGGCAUUGUCAAAAUUUGCUUAGAUUCCCUGGUCCACGAUCCCAACUACAGCUAUGGGAAUGAUGAGGAAUAUGAUGAGAACAUAGCAGAUGAUGACCAAGAGGAUGAUCAGACUGAUGAUCAGAGCAGGUCGGAUGUCGAGUACAGUGACGAUGAUGAUGUUAGCUGGAAAGUUAGAAGGGCUGCUGCCAAAUGCCUGGGUUCUAUAUUCUCCAUCAGACAUGAUCUGCUGAAUGAGUUCUAUGAAGUUGUAUCACCGGUUCUUAUAUCAAGGUUCAAAGAGAGAGAGGAGAAUGUGAAAUCAGAUAUCUUUGCUUCCUACAUAUCCUUACUCCGCCAAACGAAAUCAACAGCUGCCAUCAGCAUGACAUCAGUUGCCACUGACGAUGGCAUGGAAGUCGUAGAAGGGCCCAUUGCCCAACUGGCCUCUCAGGUGCCUAAAAUUGUCAGGGCAAUACACAAGUUACUGAAAGAAAAAAGUGUAAAAACAAAGCAAGGAUGUUUCUUGCUACUAUCAGAGCUUGUUCAAACUCUCCCCGGCUGCCUGAAAGACCUCAUGCAUCUAGUGGUACCCGGCCUACAACAUUCACUAAUCGACAAAUCUUCUAGCUCAACGAUGAAGAUUGAAGCCUUGUCUUUUUUGCACCUCUUGCUCGUGGCCCACAGUUCUGCUGUCUUCAGGCCUCACCUGACUUCACUGGUCCACCCUGUCAUUCAGUGCAUCUCCGAUCCAUUUUAUAAGGUGGCAUCUGAGGCCCUCCAGGUUGCACAACAGCUCGUUAAGGUUCUUCGACCACUGGACAACAGCACUUCAGACUCCACUGCAACACCUCUCCAUCAACAGUUCCUCUAUGACAUCUUUACAGCUUCAGUCAAAAGACUGUCAGCUACGGAUGUAGACCAGCAAGUUAAAGAACGGGCCAUUGGUUGCACUGCUCAAAUCAUCUGUCAUGGAGCUGAUAUUCUUGGUCCAAAUCGUCUGAACGCCUGUCUACCCAUUUUCGUCGAUCGCCUACGCAAUGAAACCACUAGAUUAUCAGCAGCCAAGGCACUGGCUGCAAUUGCUUCUUCACCACUUCACGUUCAGUUGUCGCCGAUGCUCCUGGCUGACUGUGUUCCGCUGCUAGGAACAUUCUUACGUAAGAAUCAACGGGGAUUGAAGCUCUGUUCUCUUCAAUGUUUGGAUGCAUUGGCUCGUGGUGGCUAUGUGUCGCCGACAACUGCUGGGGCAUUUGAUGCAACAACGAAUGAUGCAGCUGCGUUGGUGUCUGACCUCGAUCUUCAUGUUGCUCAGCUGGCUCUGCAGCUGUUGACGUCACUGUGCAAGAUGGGCAGAGCUUCAAAUGUCAUCGGAGGUGAAAGUGUCGUCAUUGGACAGGUCAUUGGGCUGGUCAAGUCACCUCUUCUGCAGGGUACAGUCCUACAGUCGGUGAUGGAUUUCCUGGUGGCACUGAUGCAUGCUCAUGAACAGAAUUCCACUUUGCUGGGGGCCUCAUUCAGCCACCUCUUCAACCAACUGACUUAUCCUGUGCACGAAUCAGCAGAACACAUGCAGCAGCAGCAGCUGCAACAAUCACACGGCAGUUCACUUUCAAACAUGAUCCUUCACAAACAAGCCUACCACUCCAUUGCCAAGUGUGUGGCUGUCCUACUCUACGAACAAUCUGAAAGACACGGGUUGGCCUCCAUAGACAAUGUUAUUGAGGGGUUCAUUAGAUCAAUCAGUCAACCGAAUGUUCCACACCCGGUUCAACUGAUGGCCAUAUUGGGCAUCGGUGAGGCAGGGAGGAAGUGCAAACUGGGUCCUGAGAAAUGUUUCCGUCUCCAGAGGGCUCUAAUUGAUUGCUUCUCAUCAAACAACGACGACAUCAAGCAAUCAUCUGCCAUCUCAAUUGGAGCCAUUGCUGUUGGAAACCUGGAAAUCAUGCUGCCGUUUGUAUUAAAAGAGAUUGAAUUUCAGCCUGCUAAGAGGCAGUACCUGCUGCUGCAUUCGUUGAAAGAGGUCAUAAGCAGCUCCCAGCAACAACAGCAGCCGUCAACAGCAACUGCUGGCGGGGGCGGGGCUGGUAACAGCAGUGAGCAGCAACUAACACCUUAUGUUCAUACAAUCUGGAACCUGCUGAUGAAGAACUGCGAGUGUUCAGAGGAGGGCACGAGAAACGUGGUGGCCGAAUGUCUCGGUCGUUUGGCUCUGUUGGAUCCGGCUGGACUGAUUCCGAAACUGAAGGACUGCCUGAAGUUCACCUCCCCCUUAGCCCGAAGUACCGCUAUAGCUGCCGUGAAAUUUGUGGUGUCUGAUCAGCCGCAAGCCCACGAUGGCCUUUUGAAGCAGUACAUUGGUGAGUUUUUGAACGCUCUCCGAGAUGAAGAUGUUAACGUGAGGAGGGUGGCUUUGGUCGCUUUCAACUCUGUGGCUCAUAAUAAACCGGCUUUGAUGCGAGAUCUUCUGCAGGACGUACUGCCCGACCUCUACCAGGAGACGAAGAUUCGCAAGGAGUUGAUCAGGGAGGUCGAGAUGGGACCUUUCAAGCAUACAGUUGAUGACGGAUUGGAUAUCAGGAAGGCAGCCUUCGAAUGCAUGUACACCCUGCUGGAUGCAUGUCUGGAGAAGGUCGAUAUCUUUGUGUUCCUCCAGCAUCUCGAAGAGGGAUUGAACGAUCAUUACGAUAUUAAGAUGCUUACAUACCUUAUGCUUGUUAGAUUAUCCCAUCUGUGUCCAGGAGCAGUGUUACAGCACCUGGAUAGGAUCAUUGAGCCCUUGAAAGCUACCUGUAUGAGUAAGGUGAGAGCGACCUCAGUGAAGCAGGAAUUUGAGAAACAGGAUGAACUGAAGAGGUCAGCCAUGAGAGCUGUCGCUGCCCUAGCCCUUAUACCAGACGCUGACAAAUGUCCUCAAUUCAUGGAGUUUGUUGGUCAGAUAAAGAUGAAUGGCGAGCUGUCGGCCAUCUUGGAAAGUAUAAAAGAGUCCUCGUCAUCGUCGUCGUCAGCCGCUUCGACUUCAGCUGCUGCUGCUGCUAAUGAUUUGAUGGAUAUAAGCUGAACGUGUCGACUGACGAUGAUUUUGAUGGUGAUGAUGACGACGACUCCCGUGUGCGUGCGUGCGCGUGUGUGUGUGUAAUCUUAUCUCGACACGGGUUUCAUUCUGCGCUUAUAUUUGUAAUGUUUGAUAGAAACACAAAACUUUUCAGUUGAGAGCAAAAAGUGAGUUUAUUAUUAUUAUUUAUUGUUAUUAUUGUUGUUAUUGUUAUUAAUAUUAUUGUUGUUGUUAUCAAGUUUCAGCUGUUCGUUCUGAAAUCCACUUAGUCAGCUAACAUUAAGACUAAGUAAAUCGGAUAUAUAUAUAUAUAUAUAUUAUUGUUAUUAUUGUUGUUAUUAUUAUUGUUGUUGUUGUUGUUAUUAUUAUUACUGUUAUUAUUACUCUGAAAAAACUAAAACAUAAACUCACAUUUUGUUCAAGAGAUGAAAAUGAAACAAACGCAUUAUAACCUCUGAUACAAAAGUAAAAAUAAUAAUAAUAAUAUUAACUUCUAUAUAAAUAAUAAUAA